GAGUUGUGACGUCAUGAGUGCAGCGCCACAUGUAGGUACACCACACACCCAGGACGAUUGACGUUAGUGUGUGCAUCUCAUAAUCAUCAUAGGGUAUUGGCAAGACGACCAAGAUGCUGCGGAACAUUAUAACGAAGACAAUUUUGUGUGACAGUUCACAAACAAGGUGGUGGAGCCUCACCUCGGUAGCUCAUCUACACAAGACUGUGCUUCAUGACUUCCAUGUAGGCAAGGAAGGUAAGAUGGUUGAAUUUGCUGGUUACUCCAUGCCCGUACAGUAUGGCAAGGUUGGCAUAGCAACGUCUCACAAGGAGGUGCGCACUCACUGUGGUCUGUUCGACGUGUCUCACAUGCUGCAGUCUAAGAUCCACGGCCAAGACCGCAUCAAAUUUAUUGAGAAGCUGAUAGUUGGGGACAUAGAAGGUCUGGCAGACAACACUGGCACGUUGUCUCUCUUCACCAACCCUCAGGGCGGCAUCAUCGACGACCUCAUCUGCAGCAAGACUGACCUGGGCUACCUGUAUGUGGUGAGCAACGCCGGGUGUAAGGAGAAGGACUUGGCUCACCUCAAGGAACACUUGUCCUCCUUCAGAGCAGCUGGAGGUGACGCUCAGCUGGAGGUCAUCGAGGAUCAUGGUCUGGUGGCCGUCCAGGGUCCACAAGCUGCACAUAUAUUACAGCCCAUAACAGAGGGAAACCUGGGAGACCUAUACUUCAUGAACACACGGGAGAUGCGUGUGGCUGGCAUCCCAUGUCGAGUAACAAGAUGUGGCUACACUGGAGAAGAUGGUGUCGAGAUCUCCGUUCCAAAUAAUAAGGCAGUUGAGCUGUGUGAGACACUUGUAGGAUUAGGUGUCCACCUGGCAGGUUUGGGUGCUCGAGACUCACUCAGACUGGAAGCAGGACUCUGUCUCUAUGGUAAUGAUAUUGAUGACACCACAACUCCCAUUGAAGGGGGUCUCACAUGGACUAUUGGAAAGAGGCGCAGACAAACUGCAGAUUUUCUUGGAGCAGAGAUAAUCUUACGGCAACUGAAGGAGAAGCCAGAACGUCGUCGAGUUGGCCUCACUUGUAGUGGACCUCCCCCUCGCUCUCACUCUCCUGUCCUUGAUGCUGACGGUAAUCAAAUUGGAGAAGUGACCAGUGGAUGCCCAGCACCAUCACUGGGAAUAAAUGUAGCUAUGGCUUAUGUUCCUGCAGCUUUCGCCAAGGUUGGUACAAAGCUCAGUGUUCAGGUGCGUAAAAAGAAUAUCCCAGCUACAGUGGCAAAAAUGCCUUUCGUCAAGUGCAAUUAUCAUAAUAAAAAAUAGGCUUAUGAUUAUUUAUGCUUCACCCUUAAAAAGUGGUCAACCUUACUGAUAACUUGUAGGACUGUAAUGUUUUCUUUAUGUGGAUUUAUUUUUUUACAAAGGUGAGAAAAAUUACUCAUUAUUCAAUCUGUUUUUUGGGGACCUUUGUCUCAUUUCAUGUAAAUAAAACAUGAUGCAAUUAUAGACAUAGUAAUCACUGAGGUAUGAAGCACAGGUUUACUUCUGUUAUAAAAAAAUAGUGUUUCACAUGAUGGUGCUUCCAUUAAAGUAUUCCAUUGGUCUUUCAGUUGUUAAACGGUACCAUUUUGUUUACCUUGACUCUUUCUAUGAAAUAGUUUGCUCAAGGUUGGUGUUUAUCAUUACCCUGUGUUGUCAGGUUAAACAGUGGAAUUCAGACAGUUCUUCUUUGUUAUUGUUUUAAUUGUAUGUGUGUAAAGACUAUAUUGUUAAUUAAUUUUAUGUAAAGAUUAAUUUAUGUCACGUAACCCCCCCACCCCAAUCUAGCGUUUUGUUUUGAAACCCAUGGUGAAGAAUUUUGGUAAAAUUCCAUGUCGGUGACCGUGAAGCUUGGAGUCAGAACCACCAAAAUUAGGCUAAUCUCCAUGCUUAUGUGUACACAACACCAUAGAUAAAGUUUGGCCAACCUUAACACAGGUUGUUACUCAAAGUCAGAGGUCUUUUUGGGCUGUCUCCCACAUAAUAAUUGGAUUUGUAAUUAAUAUCACAUUAUAUUGAGAAAUCUUUAUUAAUGAAACAUCAAAGAGGGUCCUCAUUAUUACCGAAUUGACCCAUUACAGUAGUCCCUCGGUUUACGAGCACAAUCCGUUCCAGCAGGUUGCUCGUUAACUGAAAAACUCGUUAACCAAAACCAUUGUUUCAAUGGGUUUUUGGGUAAUUGGUUCCAGCUCACCGAAAAUUGCCUAAAUUCAACAAC
Homarus americanus (American lobster) is the source of this 2244-nucleotide messenger RNA. Its product is annotated as aminomethyltransferase, mitochondrial-like. Lineage: Eukaryota; Metazoa; Arthropoda; Malacostraca; Decapoda; Nephropidae. The coding region runs from base 114 to 1310 and encodes 398 amino acids. Gene Ontology annotation, cellular component: mitochondrion. Gene Ontology annotation, molecular function: aminomethyltransferase activity; protein binding. Gene Ontology annotation, biological process: glycine catabolic process. The transcript is spliced from 5 exons. The record is from RefSeq and is a predicted model, not a curated record.